Lodderomyces oxycetoniae is the source of this 768-nucleotide messenger RNA. RefSeq names its product adenylate kinase (gene ADK1). The transcript has a single exon. NCBI's taxonomy places the organism in Eukaryota, Fungi, Ascomycota, Pichiomycetes, Serinales, Debaryomycetaceae. Bases 1 to 768 code for a protein of 255 amino acids. The record is from RefSeq and is a predicted model, not a curated record. Gene Ontology annotation, cellular component: mitochondrion; cytoplasm. Gene Ontology annotation, molecular function: ATP binding; AMP kinase activity. Gene Ontology annotation, biological process: ADP biosynthetic process.
AUGUCUGUCGAAGAGUUGAAACAAACGGUUGCCAAGUUACAUGAAAGAAUCCAACAAUUGGAGAAAAAAGUUGGUAUUGAUCCCUCAUCAUCGCAACAACCGGAUCUUGCUAAACAGUUGAGGUUGGUCUUGAUUGGAGCUCCUGGUUCGGGAAAAGGAACACAGUCUACUGAUUUAAAAGAAAAGUUUUGUGCUUGCCAUUUGGCUACUGGAGAUAUGUUACGUUCUCAAGUGAAACAGGGUACUCCAUUAGGUCUUGAAGCUAAGAAAAUCAUGGAUCAAGGUGGUUUAGUCAAUGAUGAAAUUAUGGUUGGCAUGAUUAAAUCGGAGUUGGAAAAUAAUAAGCAAUGUAAAAAGGGUUUCAUCUUGGACGGUUUCCCAAGAACUAUUCCACAAGCUGAGAAGUUGGAUUCAAUGUUGAAAGAAAGAAAUACUCCUUUGAAAAAUGCCAUUGAGUUGAAAAUUGAUGAUGAGUUAUUAGUUGAUAGAAUCACUGGUAGAUUGGUCCACCCAGCUUCAGGAAGAUCUUAUCACAAGAUUUUUUCACCACCAAAACAACCAAUGAUCGAUGACAUAACUGGUGAGCCCUUGGUUCAAAGAUCUGAUGAUAAUGAAAAUGCUUUGAAAAAGAGAUUAGUUACUUAUCAUCAACAAACCGAGCCAAUUGUGGAAUACUACAAAAAAACCGGAAUUUGGCAAGGUGUUGAUGCUUCUCAAAAACCAGGCAAAGUUUGGAAUGAUAUUUUGAAAUGUUUAGGUCAAAAAUAA